Molecule: messenger RNA, 333 nt
Organism: Psilocybe cubensis
Lineage: Eukaryota; Fungi; Basidiomycota; Agaricomycetes; Agaricales; Agrocybaceae
Exons: 2
Coding region: 1-333 (110 amino acids)
Source: RefSeq, a predicted model, not a curated record
AUGGACGUCAAAUUUCACGGCGUGAAUGUUACUUACACCAACAGGGGCACCAAGACUGCAAACUUGUACUGCUACUACGAGAAUCUAUAUCUUGUGCACCCUGGCGCCAAUCUGUCUAUCGAAACACUACGUGGAUCGGAUUUCUAUGGAUGCAUCCGAGAUGUACCCAAAAGCCUUCAGAAACGCACUCCUCUGGCUAUUUUCUCAGAUAUUUGUGCAGUUUCCCUGAGCAAAGUGGUCUACAUUGAAGCAGCCGUGAACUUCCUGACAACGAAAUCUAUGUUACGCGAUUUCAUCAAAGGCGUGCCCUUCGGCUAUGACGUAGAUGUUUAA